Messenger RNA from Theileria equi strain WA, 3504 nucleotides. RefSeq names its product P-type ATPase family member protein. Gene Ontology annotation, biological process: phospholipid translocation. The record is from RefSeq and is a predicted model, not a curated record. Lineage: Eukaryota; Apicomplexa; Aconoidasida; Piroplasmida; Theileriidae. The transcript has 3 exons. The coding region runs from base 1 to 3504 and encodes 1167 amino acids. Gene Ontology annotation, molecular function: magnesium ion binding; ATPase-coupled intramembrane lipid carrier activity; ATP hydrolysis activity. Gene Ontology annotation, cellular component: plasma membrane.
AUGUUCGCCCAAGUCUACUCCUCUCUGAGUCAUCUCUUUUUUCGCAAGAGGGAGGAAGAAAUACGCAAUUUCAAGGUCAAUAUACCUCAGAAUUUUGCGUGUUCCAAUCUUGUCAAGACGACAAAGUAUACCGUGUAUAAUUUUAUAUUCAAGAACCUUUAUGAACAACUAUCUAUACCCUCGAAUCUAUACUUUGUUAUUAUCGCAGUCUUGCAGACCAUUCCACAGGUCUCCUCGACGUAUGGGAUCCCUAUUAUGCUUCUUCCUCUAACAUUCGUGCUAGUUUGCUCGGCCAUAAAGGAUGCAUAUGAGGACCACCAGAGAUAUUUGUCAGAUAAUGAACUCAAUAACAACUUGGUACAGGUUAUCCAUAUUCCGGGUAUUACUACACAAAAGGGAAUUUCUGAUCUGCACAAGACUCUUACAAGGGUAGAUAGUCUUAAAAGGGCAUUAAACGAUGGUACCUUGAAGACUAUAUACUGGAAGCAUUUAAAAGUGGGAGAAUUUGUGAUCUUACAAAAUAAAGAUUUUGUACCUGCAGAUUUAAUCAUAUUGGCUACAUCGGAAGAAAAUGGAUUGGCGUUUGUAGAUACAUCAUGCCUAGAUGGUGAAACCACUAUUAAGAAGAAGGAAGCUAUACAUGGUGUUUAUCAGGAAAAGGAGAGAAAUUUGAAAAGUGCAAUGGAACGUGUAAAAGGUAUUUAUGGUUAUUUUACCUGUGAACCUCCCAAUAAAAAUCUUCUUAGCUUUGACGGUACCUUCAAGUACAAGCUUACUGAUCCCAAGCCUGCAGAUGUCAAAGAACAUGAAGAAUUUAACCAGGGAGAAUAUACAGAAGUCCAAGUUAAUCUUUCCCAUUUACUCUUAAGAGGCUGUAGACUAAUGAAUACGAAAUGGAUUAUUGGAUUUGUAGUGUACACCGGUCAUGAUACAAAAAUUUAUAAAAACAUAGCAAAUACACCACAUAAGGUUAGCAAUUUGCAGGUAAAGGCAUCUGCUAUGACAUUUAUAGUAUGGCUAAUGCAGAUUGUACUGUCUGUAUUUGCGGCAGUCUAUAAUGUUUACAAAUAUAAGAGUCGUACGGAUGAACAAUAUCCAUAUCUUCUUUACACUGGAGGAACAUCAUUAUUUUAUGUAUUUGUGGUAUCGUUCUUUUCUUGGGUCGUUAUAUCUGCCAAUUUUGUACCCAUUAGUGCAAUUAUGACUUUGGAUGUGAUUCGUCUGAUCCAGGGAUUCUUUAUUCAGGUUGAUACUGAAAUGUAUUAUGAGGAACUUGAUAUGUAUGCAAAGGCACGAACAACAACGCUGAAUGAAGAGCUAGGUCAAGUAGAAUAUCUGUUUUCUGACAAGACUGGUACACUGACUUGUAACAAGAUGGAGUUUCGCAAAUUUGCCGUUGCUGGUCAUUCAUAUGGAAAGGGUCAUACUGAUGUUAUCAGAUUUGUAUGUGCUAAAAAGGGUAUUGAAUUGGAAGAUGAAGUGUUUAAUCCACACUAUACAAAGGAGUCCUAUGUGAACCUUGUGGAUGAUGCAUUAUUUAAUGAGCUCAAGGAUACAAGUCAUCCCAGACAUCCUCAUCUAGUCGACUUUUUUUUGCAUCUCUUAUGUAAUAAUUCAGUGGUUAAUGAUUCGAAUGAUAAUGUAAAAGAGUAUCUUGCAAGUAGCCCUGAUGAAUUAUGUUUUGUUCAUGCGGCUGCUUUUGCUGACUUCAAGUUGAUUUCACGCAGCCUAAAUUUUUUGACCUUUUCCAUUUUUGACAAACAAUAUUCGGCAAAAAUACUAGCUCUUGUAGAAUUUGACUAUUUCAGACGAUGUAGUUCGGCUAUAUUGGCUUUUCCUUUGGAUCCUAGUACUGAUGUCAACGAUCCAGACCUUUCCAAAUUUAGGAUUGUACUAUUUUGUAAGGGUGGAGAUAAUGUGAUGACUAAAAAGAUUAAAAAUAUUUCAGAGUUGGACAAGAUAACCUUGUCAUACUGCAAAAAGUAUUGCGUCGGAGGUCUUCGCACUCUAUUGUUUGCGAAACGUGAGCUUUCGGUGCAAGAAUUUAAUGAAUGGUAUGUAAAAUACAAGGAAGCAUCAUCGGAUAUUAUGAAACGUGGUGAACUGAUUUCAAAAUGUAUAGACACCAUAGAGGUGGAUUUGGAGUUACAGGGAGUAACUGGAAUUGAGGAUAAGCUACAAGACGGAGUAGGAGAAACUAUUGAAAAGCUUGGAAAUGCAGGUAUUAAAAUAUGGAUGCUUACUGGUGAUAACCUGGAUACUUCUAUAAAUAUUGCCAUUGCGACAAAUUUGCUCAUGCUUUCCUCAGAUCGCAUAAACUUGGAUUCGUCAUCGUGUCCACCAGAAAAAUUAGCAACAUGCCUAAAAGAGCAUAUUAAACGUAUAGAAGAGGAAAAUGAUCCCACAAAGCACAGAUGUGCUAUUAUCGAUACCAUAUCAGCAGAAGAAUUGAUAAAGGAUGAAAACUGUCACGAUUUUGUCAAAUUAUUUACCCUUUGUCAUACUGUAAUUUGUUGCAGAAUGACACCAUAUCUCAAAGGAACCAUUGUAAAUUUAGUUAAACAAAAGCUUAAAAAGAUUACUCUUGCUGUUGGAGAUGGAGCAAACGAUUGUAAUAUGAUCCAAACCGCACAUGUGGGUGUAGGCAUAAAGGGAAAGGAGGGCUCUCAAGCAUUUAACAACUCUGAUUUUGGAAUUGGCCAAUUUAGAUUCUUAGUACCAUUGCUGCUCAAUCAUGGAAGGUGCUGUUACCGCCGCAUUUCAAAGUCUAUUGCUUACAUGUUCUACAAGAACAUUAUUUUAAUUGUACCACUUUUUUACUACGGAUGGAUAUCAUGUUUCAGUGGGCAAAAGCUCUACUUUUCCAUUUACAUGGCCUUGUACAAUGUAUUUUUCACUGGAAUGCCGGUUAUAAUCCUUGGUGUUUUAGAUACUGAUAUCUCCAAACAUCUUGGUUACAAGUAUUCACACAUGUACCAGCUUGGACAACGCAACUAUUAUCUCAAUACAAAAGUGUUUGUUGGAUGGAUACUCAAUAGUAUCUUCCAGUCUUUUAUCGUAUUUUUAAUCGUAAGUUUUGGGCUUUCGGAUAUGUUUUCUGUCGCCUUCACAAAUGGGAUGCUUGCAGAUGUCCACACAAUCAGUGUAACUUUAAUGUCAAUCAUUCUAGUUAUAGUCUCUAUUAAACUCAUACUGGAGACGUGGUACUAUAAUGUGCUCUGUACGAUAUCCCACUCGGUUGCAAUUUACGCCUAUAUCUUGUCACUUUGCGUAUUCUCACAGGCUCCGCCAUAUGCUGGCGGUGUUAUGGGAAGUGCCUUUGCAAUCUUCUGCAGCAUGAGGUUUUGGAUAGUUUCUCUAACAUCGGUGCUUGCGGCAAUGUAUAGAGACUAUUUUUAUAAGGUGGCUAUCUACUCAUUUUCACCACGUUACUACCAGUACAUUCAGAGGGUAGAGUAUUUGAAGAUGGAUGAAAAAGUUGAAUUCGGAGAGGUUAAAGAAUAA